AUGCGGCGUCUCCCCCGCGUCGUGACGUCCUUGUCGUCGGACGAGACCGACUCCAACCUCCAGGACUUCGUGAACGCGUCGUGGGAGGUGGUACGGCUGUCCAGCGUCGGCUCAUUGCCAUUCUCCGACUUCUCCCACCUCCCGUACGAGGAGCAGUCGACAUUUCUCUCCAGCACCAUCGAUACCACGUCGCCAGCCCCACAGAUCGCCGGCGGCCGCGACAGUAACGACAUGGUGCUGAGCGCAGUCACGCCAGUGCCGAGAGAUGCAUUUUUCUCCGCGUCUGUCAGCACACGGCCGUCAACGGUUCUCGUUGGCCCAGUCGCCGCGCGCGCGAAGGCGCAGGAAAGGACGACCGUGUCGCAGUUAAACUCCACGCGGAAGUUUGAGGAUACGCAACCGCUACCAAAACCGUUGUUUCAUUCCGUUACUGAGUUGAAAGACUCGUUUUCUUCUCCGUCUGGCGAGAUGUCUUCUCUGCAGAGUGGGUUGUCUCCUUCUGCUGCGCAUCUGCCACCAGUGUCGUCCGUGUGCAAGCAGCACGAGUCGUCGCCAGCUGUAGAUACGGUGGGAAAAUGUAGCAACUCUGAGCCUGAGGCCGACAAGCACCCCUCGCCGUCUCAACACCGUACUAGGCGAAAGGGACCACCCAACGGACGCUCCAUGAGGCGUCGCAUGGUGACUUUGUUUUCCACCGCAGAUGUGGUGGAUUGGGCUGAGGAUAGUCCCUGUAUGGUGCCCUUGCAGGUGGAACGAACCACUCCGCAAAAGAAGCCUUUGAAAGGCACUCGUACGGCUUCCUCUGCACUGGGCGAGAAGCAACAAGUUCCAAACAUUGUACGCGACACAAAACACAAGGUUGUAGUGAAACCUGAAGUGACGCCUAACGAAGGCACCUCAACUUUGUGCGAAAGAGUGGCUGGCAGCUCAGCAAAGGGGGCGCAGCCGCACACCACCCCUCCCACUGGGGAAAAUCAAGAACAGCGCAAGCCUGCUCCGUUUACUUUGCUUCAUUCAGAGCCUAGGAAGGAGGAGGCGCGCCCUGUCGCGCAAAUGAAAUCGGAGGCUGGCACAAUAAAGAAUGCAGUGCCGACGCUAUCCAACGCGGUGCCACAAGCUGCGAACAGCAGCCACACAUCGGCGCCUCGGAAAUAUGUGCCCCCCGAUCGGCUGAUGCGUCUCGUAAAGGAUGUCACGGAUCCGGAGGUGUUGUUACUCAUUCGUGACUAUAUUGCGGAACACUACCGUGACCCAAAAAUUCGUGCAGUCAUCGACUUGUGUGACGCUAUUCUCAACGGGAACGACGAGGGCCACAAUGAGCGCCAAACAGAGCCCAACUCGGACCGAAAGGGAAGGUGCCACGAUGACGAUGAGCACAAUUUCCUGGAAAAUGAUGAAGAUGCAUAUGAUGUGGCUCCUGGCGAUGACGAAUUCGACGACAGCAAUAUUAAAACAUUACCAUACCCUCCGAUUGAUCCACGUGGACGCUUCUCUUUCGUGGCUCCGUCAGUACACGGGGUUACUACCUCCAUCUUCAGCUCUGGUAAGCUCUACAAGAUCGUGACGGGAAAAGGUGAAAUCUUUUUCUUAAAUGACACUCUGCAGUAUGCCAUGAUAGUACGCGUACGCUGUCAACUGAAGGGCAACGAAGUGAUCAACGAAAAGGCGGUCUGUACGCCGUUAGAGACCGGCGUAACAGAGAUUACCCUGGCAGUACUGCCGGAGGAGACCAUGUUUUUCAUGAAAAGUGACAGCAAACUUCCGCGCGUCCGGGCAAAGGGCGUCAUUCCACCGUCGGAAUUCGUUGCGCCGUCCGUGCCACGCUGCAUGGAGGAUAUAUCGAAAGGCAUUGAAGCCGUACGGUCAAGGCUGGGUCCGUGGAGCCGUGCAAGUGAUCAGAAAUCCUUUUUGAGAUGCUGUAUGAACAACAAUCUUAAAUUUACGGACCUUGAGUUUCGCCCAUCUGCCAUUUCGUUAUUUCGGCCGGGUGUUGAUACGGUGGCCGUUGUUCCAUUGACAUGGCGCCGUCCGCAGGACUAUCUGCUCCUCACAGAGGUAUCCGAGGUGCGCUUAUUUCGUCAGGAUAUCUCGUGCCAUUUGGUGCGACAAGGUGAUUUAGCGGAUCACACCGUUGUUGCUAGCAUUGCUGCAGUGGCCCAGUUUCCGUCUCAUGUCCGUUGGAUGUUCCGUCACCCGGUGAGUUCCUCGACGGGGAAACGCGAGCGUGCGAUUGGCGUGUACCGUGUGCGGCUAUGUGUGGGCGGAUGGUGGACGACACUGCUACUCGAUGACUACUUUCCUGCUUCAAUGAAGGCGCCACUUUUUGCGCGGUGCCCGGUUGAUCCGCGCCGCCUUUGGGUCUCGCUUCUGGAGAAAGCCUACGCCAAGGCGCUUGGCUCCUACGCAGCAUUGUGUGAAGCAGAGGUGCUCGACGUCAUGACUGACUUCACGGGAUACCCGUACCGCGAACUUGACGAACUCUGGGCUGCGGCGGCGGAGAACCCGGACGUCGCCAAGACACUCUACAAUUAUAUCCACAGUAGCGCAAAGCGUCACUUUAUUGUCAUGGUGUACACACCAUCGUCACAUGAACCACAGUCUCCCUCCUCGUCAGGUAUAUCGCGUCGCCUUUCAAUGCGGUUGAACGGCUCGACGGAGGCGACCGCGCUGUUCAUCCCUGGCCAUGUCUACUUCAUCACGGAGGCGCUUUACUAUGAGGAUUUAGACUUGCGCAUGGUGCGGCUGAAGAACCCAUGGACGUGGCGGACAGCCCGAAGUGCGCGUCAGGCAAACACGUGGAGACGAGCCAAAUGGUUUGAGCAGCCGGACAGAAGCUUGUCAAUGGGGAGUGUUGGUACCAUGAUACAGUCGAAGCGUGGCAACGGUGCUGGCGACUCUUCUCACAGUCUCAAUGAUGAUAUUGGAACGAUGUGGUUAGAAUGGUCUGAGGCACUCAAUAUAUUUGCGGGUGGUGGUGUUUGCUACACCCUGUGGAGUUGGCACGACUACCGGAUUAAAAACUGCUUCCGAAACGGCAUUCCCGAUGUCGUUCUUGAAGUGUCGGUUAAAAAGAAAAUGGAAGCCAUCAUAACCAUCUCUCAGAUGAGUCUGCUGAAUAACCCCGGAGGUGUGCAAUCGGCUGGAUACGACGCCGUACUCCUCUUGGUUUCUCGUCAUAUGGAAGCGAAGAAAAGAGAGAUGCUCGCGUUCAAGAGCUCCAACGAUUUAGAGGUGCGUAGCGGUAAAUUGACAUACCACGCAGCUCGAGAGGUGUCGCUCAAGUGCAUUUUCGAGCCCCGGUACAGCCCCUUCUAUGUCAUACCAAGGGUGCACGAUCAGUGCUGCCGGGAUAAGGCACCAUUUGUCGUUUCAUUCAUGUGUGACACUGUGGUGGGCGGUGACGAUGCUCAUGUUCGCUUCUGCCGUAUGGACAAGGCGUGCGAUGUAUUCCGGAACAUGCCAUCGUUUGCGGUAAAUAGCAAUCUGUGCACCCCCACCGUUGCGGCAUAUCAGCGUCGUACUGAUGCGGGUAUAUUUACUUUUGAUGGCCAAUUCAUUAAGCCGUAA
Messenger RNA from Trypanosoma grayi, 3567 nucleotides. RefSeq names its product putative calpain-like cysteine peptidase. Lineage: Eukaryota; Euglenozoa; Kinetoplastea; Trypanosomatida; Trypanosomatidae. The transcript has a single exon. Bases 1 to 3567 code for a protein of 1188 amino acids. Gene Ontology annotation, biological process: proteolysis. The record is from RefSeq and is a predicted model, not a curated record. Gene Ontology annotation, molecular function: calcium-dependent cysteine-type endopeptidase activity.